Molecule: messenger RNA, 880 nt
Organism: Bombus terrestris (buff-tailed bumblebee)
Lineage: Eukaryota; Metazoa; Arthropoda; Insecta; Hymenoptera; Apidae
Exons: 5
Coding region: 291-791 (166 amino acids)
Cellular component (GO): BLOC-1 complex
Source: RefSeq, a predicted model, not a curated record
AUACAUAUGUUGAAAUGAUAUUAGAUUGUGGUUAUAAGUUCAUUGAGAAAUACAUAAGUAAUAAAUAAGUAUUAAUGGUUCUAUGAUGAUUGUUCUCAUACAAUAUAGCAAAGAUGUAAUAUAAUACAGAAUAGUAAUUAAUAGAUACAAUUAAUAAUUCAAUUUAUUCGAGUACUGCAAUCUGUCAAUCAAUUAUUUUGAGAUUCUUUAUUUAUUCAUAAAAUUUCAUAGUAUAUAAAAGCAUCAAAGAAUUUUUGUUCAAAAACUGAAUUUAUUUCUUCAUACACAAUAUGGAUUUGAAAGCUGUUGUUGUUUCGGGUGAAGCACCAGAAUCUGAUGAUGACUCUGCAAGCAUUGUCACUGGUAUGGGAUUUCCUUUUAUAAGAGCUCCUAAUUAUUGUGGUACGAUUAUUUCUGGCGAAGCUCCAGAAUCUGAUGAUGAUGGAACAAGUAUAAGUAGUAUUAGUGGAGCAGUUGAUGCUAUGACAUGUAUGCCAGAAGUAAAAAUACCAAAAUCAAAAAAAUGUUCUAUAAAAUACAAUAGUCUGCUUCAUAAAAAAUUACAUGAAUGCAAUGAAACAUUGGAUAAAGACCUUAUACAAAUGGUUGAUGGAACAAUUGGUAAUGCCACUCAGGAAUUAUCAACUGUUAAUAAGCAAUUGCUAAGGAGUGAACUUAUUCUUCAAGAGGCUGUGUCUCAAUUACGUAGUGCCGGCAAUCGAGUGAGGGAUACAUCCAAUGCAUUACAUCAACUUAUAGAUGGAAAUUUUAUAUCCUCUAUUAAAACCUAAUUUAUGUAAAUAUAUCUUGUUAUAUAUAAUUGUUAUUCAAAUAUGUAAUGGACAUGAGAAUAUAAUAAUAAUAACAAUAAUAAUAGAAA